AUGUUCGUACAAAGCAUGCCAGCUCGUUACACGACACAGUAUUCACCAUACAUUCACUCCUCAUUAAAAUUUGUACGACAGCUUCUAAAUUCUACUCUUUUCUCCGCACCUCCAUUUCAAUAUACAGGAAAAAGUGGAAGAGCGCUGUGUACGGAGUACCGAGCCGGGUUGGCAAAAGUUUUGCCUUCCCAUCCCACGGAGGGGGGCAAAAAGUGUUGCCGACGGUCAACGGCCGCUUCGACCGUCCGCGUCACCCAGUUUCAGAGUACCUACGGAGUUAUGGCAGUUGUUCGUAAACUACUUGGACCAGCGGGCAGAGGGCUGCAGUUAGAAGGUCAUGGCGCUAAUUUGACCUUGCCUACAACUUCUGCACGCUUGUUCAACUAG
Molecule: messenger RNA, 387 nt
Organism: Danaus chrysippus (African queen)
Lineage: Eukaryota; Metazoa; Arthropoda; Insecta; Lepidoptera; Nymphalidae
Source: the annotation of a GenBank genome assembly